AUGGAUGGCCAACCUCCAGAACCCGUGGCUCCGGCCUUGGACCCACAGCACGAUGACAUGGAUGUAGAUGACGCAGAAAACGUGUUGAGCGAUCUGAGAAAGGAUGAACGCGCUGAAGACCUCGAGGCCGACCUUUGGGAUGCCAUGGGGCACUUUGGGAAGACGGGCCGCCUUCUUUCUUGUCAUACGCUACCUGACUCUCUUGGUGGUGUAUCUGUUAAAGGGGUCGGAAAUAUUGCCCUGCCACUUGAAGAGGCACAAGCUCAGCAAAUCAGUGCCCACGCUCGUGAGGAAGAAGACCAGUAUGACAGCGAUAAUCUCACAGAGCUUGACCCGGAAGAAUAUACCUUGGAUGAUGCCAUAUGGUCGAAUGUGAUUCAAGGCUUCUUGGAGCAGGCUUCCCGCAAUCUCGGUGUGACCACACCGCUCCGGGCGAAGCCCGUUAGGAUGCUCUUGAUGAAGCGCGGAUUCGAUUAUAGCGAAACUUUUCUGACUGCAGAGAUCCAAGCCAUAGGUAGUCUUGCCAUUUUUCUGCCGUCUAGACAUGAAGGCGGCGAGAUAGUGUUCAAUCAUAGAAAGACGAAAAAAGUUGUUUUUGCACCAAGCCAAGCGGCGCAAUCAUUUACAACUUGGCACUACAAGAUCAACUCACGUCCAAUCAAAUCAGGCUACCUCUUGGUUCUAAUUUUCUCCAUCAGUACCAGUACCAACUGGCAAAAACUUGACACGACGAAAUUUGAGUUGCCAAGACGCGAGCUGCAGCCUCUCCGGCGUGCGUUGAGGCGAUGGAUUGACAAAGAUUGCGGGUCGCGCAGCCCAGACGCGUCUUAUUAUCUAUUCCAAGACGAAUACCAUCGAUAUCGUAUUUCGGACCACCUCAAGCCACAAGAUCAUAUUUUGGUUCGGCAUCUUAAGAGGCUCUCCGGCGAGUUUCCAUUUGAGGUCUUUCUCGCAUUUAUUAGGAGGAGGCCGAAUGGUCAUGCUGAAUCUCUCGAUCAAUCUAAGAAGUAUAAUGCACAGAUAUUCAGCCUGGCAGGCAAUGAAGUCACUAAUGACGGCGUCAUCACCAAGGGAGUUCUCAACUCAUUGGACUCAUUGGAUACUAGAUCUGCUCGUGCCGGUGUUAUUAUCAUACCUCGUGAUAAAAUCAUACCUUUCUUCUACGGCUGCGAUCAAUACGGUCGCCCCCAUUCCGGCGAUGCCGCUUGGCCAUUAUUCGCUACCUAUGCUAGGGACUGUUUGAAGAAGGACGCUCGCCCAAGCUCAGCAAUCGUUUUCAAACAAAUUUGUAGCUUCAUGAUGGCUCCUAUGCCUAAACAGACGGAGCAGUUUUGGGCUAGGCCAAGACCGAUAGACAUGGAUUUUAUUGAUGUUCUAGAGGCCAUGCUCGUACUCAAGUUCUAUUCUUGGUUCAGCCAAUAUAUUCAAAACGCUUUGGAGUUGCCCAGAUAUUUCCUUUCCCGGCUCCGUAAUUGGUUUGCCAUCACAGAUGACGGCAAUAAGGAAAGAUUGGAAGCUAUUGAGAAGUCAUUUUUGUAUGUGAUUCUCACAUAUCCUGGGCCCGUGAAACAACUUAAAUCACUCAAAGGAGCUAUUCAUUAUCGGCAAGAAAGAACGCAGGACGGAACACCGAGGCGAAGACUCAAUGCAAUCCCAGGACGUAUCCUCCAUUUUGCUCGCCGAGUUCUGAAUUCAUGCAUUGAGGCUUGUAAAAACAAACGCCUGCAAGCGCAAGAUGGGCAAGCAUUAGCCGAAUUUGCCCUUUAUUUUGACGAUCCAUUUGAGUUUCUAUCACUGACCAUCGAUAAGAUUGGUCUGGAGCGCCAAUUGGCGGCAAUACUCGGGCUUAUCCAUAAAAUAGACUACUAUGGCAUAUCUGGAUAUUUGCCCAAGGGGGAUUGUUUGAAGUUUAGUCGGGAGGUAGCCAAAUCUCUACUUUCCUCGGCAGACUUCGUACAAUGGCGUGGCAUACCCGAUGGUCGUUAUUUUGUUAGUCCCGGGAGUGCUGUACCUAACGGCAAUCUGCACAACGGCAACUACCAUGGGGGUGACGAUCUUCAUAAUGACGAUGACCUUGAUCUCGAUGAUUACGAGGAACACAACGAGGAGGAUCAAGAUGAGGGGGAUCAAUACGAAGAGUACAUCGAGGAAGAAUAUGAUGGACGCGACUUGUACGACGUGUGCGACGCGUACGACGAUGAAGAUUUUGUUUAUGUGGAUGAUUACCGUACCUAUCUCUAUCAUGACGAUGAUGAUGGUUCCCUACGCAAACUUGGUGAGAGGGGAUAUAAAAAGCAGUAUGGCAACGUCAAAUCUUCGACAUCUUCCCAGCGCGGAAUGAAAGGAAAAGGAGUUCACUUUAGGAGUGUUUUCUGUUUCAUCGACCAGAUCAUCGAUCCAGAGUGCCAAAUUCUCGAUCCAGAGGACCCAUCUGACGGUGUUCUCGAAUUACUUGUCUCGAAAGUCGUUGACGCUGCUCCACAUAUACGACGUACUCAAUUCGAUGCUUUAUGGAUGCCCCUUGUGAAGGAAUUCAUACCACUCAUGAAGCGCCUCCAACUAGUACUGGGAGAUUACAAAGCACAGCUAAUUUCAAAAUUCUUAUCAGCGAUUCUUAAGGCAUAUGUCAACACAUGGGUGGGACGCUACCCAGAGCGCCCAAGCCUUUCGCGGCCUGGAGUCUAUUGCUCGUGUCCGGAUUGCAAAGGACUAAAUGUCUUUUUACAUAACAAAUUGCUAAGACGUGGCCGAUUUAAAGCAGACAAGGUCAGGGUUCAGCAUCUUUUAGAUGAAAUGGCUAGGGCCAAGGUUGAUUUCAAGUCUAACAUGGUAGAGGAUGCUGAUUCUAUCACUUUGGUCGUGACCAAGGCUGAGCGUCUCCUCGAACGGGCUCGCAGGCAGUGGGGAAACAGACGAUACCACGCGAGCAAGCAAGUGGCAAAGUUUGGCCUAGCGGGGCUCGAGUUUGCGUUUGGUACAGAGUGGAUGUCGUUUAUGAGUAUGGCUCAUCUCGGAGGCAUUGGGUUCGACAAUUUGGAAAUACGGACCUUGUUGAAGCUGAGAACUGGGCUAGGCGUGGAAGUCGUCAGGUCCAGGUCAGCCACCAUGUUCUUUCGAGGACUUCCGAGGCCUGAGAAGUGA
Trichoderma virens Gv29-8 is the source of this 3141-nucleotide messenger RNA. RefSeq lists its product as uncharacterized. The record is from RefSeq and is a predicted model, not a curated record. Lineage: Eukaryota; Fungi; Ascomycota; Sordariomycetes; Hypocreales; Hypocreaceae. Bases 1 to 3141 code for a protein of 1046 amino acids. The transcript has 5 exons.